CAAACUAGGGUUUCAUAUCAUCGUAAUAUGCCCUUUAUUUCAAUCAAUUAUCAAAUAGCUUCGGUGAUCAUUGUAACUGCCUCUGCAUUUGGUUUUCAUUUAUUUGCUUGGAUCAAUGUCUAACACCAGCAACAAUGUCGUUGGAGUUGACAACACAUUCAGAAGAAAAUUUGAUCGAGAAGAGUACCUGGAACGAGCACGGGAGCGCGAGAGAGAGGAGGAGGAGGGUCGAUCGAAACCUAAAGCUAAAGGUCCUCCCGUGCAGAGGAAGCCCUUGAAGCACAGAGAUUAUGAAGUGGACCUGGAAUCUCGCUUGGGCAAGACUCAGGUUGUUACACCGGUUGCACCACUAAGUCAGCAGGCUGGAUACUACUGCUCAGUUUGUGAGUGUGUAGUUAAGGACUCUGCAAACUACUUGGAUCAUAUUAAUGGAAAGAAACAUCAAAGAGCUUUGGGCAUGUCUAUGCGAGUAGAACGUGCUUCUCUCAAACAGGUCCAGGAAAGAUUUGAAGUUCUUAAGAAACGGAAAGAUGUUGGUAGCUUCACAGAGCAAGAUCUUGAUGAACGGAUUUUAAAACAACAACAAGAAGAGGAAGAAAAAAAACGUCUACGAAGAGAAAAGAAAAAGGAAAAGAAGGAAAAGGCAGUGGAAGAACCUGAAAUUGAUCCUGAUGUUGCUGCCAUGAUGGGGUUUGGAGGUUUCCGGUCAUCCAAGAAGUGAUAACAUUCUGCAUGCAGAAUGAAUUGUAUGAGAUUUGGAAUAUUUAUUUCACAUUGGUAAGCUGAAUCCUAUAUCUUCCAUGCUCAAUCUGAGAGGCAUAAGCGGAAUAAUGGAACAGUGGAUCCCAAACAGUAGUAUGUUUGGUGAUAUUCGAUCAUGUGCUUCGGUUGAUUCAUGUACAUUUCUUCUGAUGGCUAACUUGAUGUAUUAUACAGAGCUCCAACCAUAGUGGGGGAGUCAACUGCCGUAGCUAACGAAAUUAAAUAUAGACAUUCGAUUCAA
Molecule: messenger RNA, 1003 nt
Organism: Vigna umbellata (rice bean)
Lineage: Eukaryota; Viridiplantae; Streptophyta; Magnoliopsida; Fabales; Fabaceae
Product: C2H2 and C2HC zinc fingers superfamily protein
Biological process (GO): mRNA splicing, via spliceosome
Cellular component (GO): U4/U6 x U5 tri-snRNP complex; spliceosomal complex
Molecular function (GO): zinc ion binding; nucleic acid binding
Source: RefSeq, a predicted model, not a curated record